UAUAUAACUGUAACAGUACAUGUUGUCAACUUAGUCUCGUAUUUUGGAUAUCUGUGCUUUACAUUAAAUUAUCACCAUGAAUCGAAUCUUUGGAAGUUCAAAACCAAAGCAGCCAGCACCAACGCUUAAUGAUUGUAUUGCCUCUGUUGAUGACAGAACGGAGUCAGUGGAAAAGAAAAUCUCAAAGCUUGAUGCAGAGCUUCUAAAGUAUCGCAACCAAAUGAAAAAAAUGAGGCCGGGACCUGCCAAGAAAGCUGUUCAAAACCGAGCACUUAGAGUUCUAAAGCAGAAGAAAAUGUAUGAAACACAACGAGACAAUAUGAUGAGCCAAAGCUUUAACAUGGAGCAAACCAACUAUUCCAUACAAACAAUAAAAGACACAAAGAAUGUGGUUGGGGCAAUGAAAGUUGGACUCAAAGAAAUGAAAAAAGAACACAAGAAAAUCAACCUUGAUGAGAUAGAGGACUUGCAAGAUGACAUGGCAGACAUGUUGGAAAUGUCGGAAGAAAUUCAAGAAACGCUCGGCAGAAGUUACGGGACACCUGAGUUGGAUGAAGAUGAUUUAGAAGCAGAGCUGGAUGCGUUGGGUGACGAUAUGUUUGAAGAUGAAUUCCUUGGAGAUGAAGUGGCAGCCCCUAACGCUCCUUCCAAUGCUAUUGGGGACUCAGUUCCUGCUAAUUCGGAAGGGGUACCAGUUGACGAGUUUGGACUUCCACAACUGCCAGCAUGAGUAUCAGCAUAGAUCUUGCUGUUUUGCAGCUGAAAGAGUCUGGUCCAAUACCUUUUGCACUUUCUAACUUUUUCUCCUUCACAUUGGGUCUAGUAUUGGAUAUUCUUUUCGUACCUUCAUGAAAUGUUUCAUUCAAGAGAUAAAGUUGUAAAAAAGCAGGAACAUUUAAUAUUUUAAAUUAACCACGAAAUAAUUUGGGUUACCUUUUCAGUUAAUGUUUUUAUUAAUUGUAUUGUUUUGAAGUGGGCCGCAAAUUAUUCUGUUUCACUUCAACUUUUAUGAACGCGUAUAAAGUCAUGUGCUCGCAAUAAACGUGUAGUUUAUCUGUCUCAAA
Molecule: messenger RNA, 1064 nt
Organism: Ciona intestinalis (vase tunicate)
Lineage: Eukaryota; Metazoa; Chordata; Ascidiacea; Phlebobranchia; Cionidae
Product: charged multivesicular body protein 5
Biological process (GO): late endosome to vacuole transport via multivesicular body sorting pathway; vesicle budding from membrane
Cellular component (GO): multivesicular body
Source: RefSeq, a predicted model, not a curated record